CAUCGCUGUUUUUCGAUUUCAGAGACAGAUCAUACUUAGCAGAUCGGAUGGACCGUCUUACUCUCGCCUCAAGCUACUUCAAUGGCUGUUUUCUUCCAUCCGUCUCUUUUUCUUCACGAGGAAGAAGCUGCCUCUUUUUCUCUUUCUCCCGUCGACCCUCAUCACUGGUUUUCGCUUCUAAAGACGAACCUCAACUCAACCAUUGGGACCAAAUGGAACUCAAGUUCGGGCGAAUGAUUGGCGAAGACCCUAAAUUAACCCUCGCUAAGAUAAUUGGAAGAAAAUCCAACCCAGAUGUCUCUUUUCUCGAUAUCGAAAAAUCCUUUCGGACAAAGAAAGGAAAAUUGAGUGAUGAUGAUGAUUUCGAUGAGAUUCCAUUUGAUGGAAUCACUGGAGAAGGCCAGUCGUCUAGUUCAUUGAACAACUUGAAUUUGGUCAGGCCUGUUCCUAAGAAAGGGAUCAAAUUCGAAGCCCAAGAUAAACCAACUGUCUCGGAGAUAAGAAAGCCAAGCCAAUCAGUAGGGAAGGUGGUUAAUGUUACUAAGAGUAGCGUUCCUAACGUUAUCUUGCGAAAGCCGACUAACUUUCAAGAGGAUGAUAUUGAGGUGGGCAAGUCUUCGUCGAGGUUGAAAAUUAAACCCAAUUUGUUAUUGAAAAUGAGGAAGGAACAACCCAUGGAGAACUUUACCGAUAUAACACUGUUAAAGAAACCUGAACCAAUGAGAAUCGCUACCGACACCAUUACCGACCAAAACACUGCGUCUUCUGGGGAUUCUGUUGACUCAGGUUCUGGUGAAGCUCAAGAAUGCAGCUUAGAAUCGUCCGGUGAGUUGGAAACAAUUAGUAAAGCAAAGGUUGCUGAUGAACUUGAGGAGGAUACUUUGAACAGUGGAGGUAAUCAGCCGCUUGAGCAGAGUGAUUUGGGUUCUGUUGGGAAGGAAGCUGCCGUUCCUCAUUCUUUGAAUGAAAUUUCCCCGGAGGCUACGUUGCAAGGAAAACCUCUGAUGUUAAACACAUCAACAAGAGAAACAUCUCAACCUGCUAAAGUGGAGACAGUUCGUGAAAGUGCUAAGGUCUUUAAUGAUGCUGCUGAAGUCGAGCAUUUUCUAGCAUCAACAUCUCUAGGGGAGCGUGAAGAUACUGAUUGGGCAAAGGCCGAAGAUAUGCAGAAGACAGGAAGACGGGAAGAAGUGGAACUGAUCAGCUGCAGCACCCGAGGUUUUGUUGCAUCUUUUGGGUCUUUGAUCGGCUUUUUGCCAUACCGAAAUCUUGGUACCAAGUGGAAAUUCUUAGCUUUUGAAUCAUGGUUGAGAAAGAAUAGCCUUGAUCCAUCCGUCUACAAGAAAAAAUUAGGCAUUAUUGGAAAUGGUGAAUUUCGAAACAAGAAGUAUUCUCUGGAUGAAAACCUGAAUCUGGAAAAGGGUCAGAAAAAUGAAGUAUUGUCACCACAUAUGAAAUUUGAAGAUCUUAUUGAGAUAUAUGACCAAGAGAAACUCAAAUAUUUGUCAUUAUUUGUUGGUCAGAGAAUCAAAGUAAGUGUGGUACUGGCUGACAGAAAGUCAAGAAGGCUAAUAUUCUCAGGGAAACCAAAAGAAAGAGAAGAAUUGGUUGAGAAGAAAAGAAGUCUCAUGGCUCAACUCAAUGUUGGGGAUGUUGUCAAAUGUUGCAUAACAAAAAUCACUUAUUUUGGCAUAUUUGUUGAGGUUGAUGGAGUACCUGCACUGAUUCACCAGUCAGAAGUGUCAUGGGAUGCCACUUUGGACCCCUCGUCAUUUUUCAAAAUUGGUCAGAUCGUGGAGGCAAAAGUUCACCAAUUGGAUUUUGUACUUGAACGCAUCACUUUAUCAUUGAAGGAAAUUACGCCAGACCCACUAAUAGAAGCCUUAGAGUCUGUAGUAGGUGAUCAUAAUUUAUUGGAUGGGAGAUUUGAAGCAACACAACCGAAUGUUAAGUGGGCUGAUGUGGACUCACUUAUCAAAGAACUUGAGCAGAUUGAAAGCAUUGAAUCUGUCUCCAAAGGUCGUUUUUUCUUGAGCCCUGGUUUGGCUCCAGCAUUUCAGGUAUACAUGGCAUCCAUGUUUGAAAAACAAUACAAGUUACUUGCUCGAUCUGGAAAUAAAGUACAAGAGGUGAUAGUGCAAUCAUCCUUGGAUAAAGAAGAGAUGAAAGCUGCAAUAUUGACAUGUACAAAUAGAGUGGAGUAAACAGAUCCCAUUUUACUAGGUUUAUUGAUUUGUUGUAAAUCCCCAUCACCCUGUGUUUGACCAAGAUAGCCAAUUUAAUCCCACAAUAUCUACAUAGAAAAGUUAAGAAGAGAAAAAUGAAAA
This is a messenger RNA of Telopea speciosissima, 2327 nucleotides long. RefSeq lists its product as uncharacterized. Gene Ontology annotation, molecular function: nucleic acid binding. The coding region runs from base 48 to 2204 and encodes 718 amino acids. Lineage: Eukaryota; Viridiplantae; Streptophyta; Magnoliopsida; Proteales; Proteaceae. The transcript is spliced from 14 exons. The record is from RefSeq and is a predicted model, not a curated record.